UAAGUCAUGUAAAAACUUCCUUCCGAGUUUGUGACAAAAGUCAUAUGUAUCUAUUAUUAUCUACUUUCCAUCAUCAAUCAAUCACCUGGGCGGGAGCGGCGGCGAGUGGGCGCGGGGCGGUCGGUGGGCGGCGCGUACCUGUGCGCGCGCUGCUCACCCCGCGCUGCCAACGCCAGUCUGCGCGCGCGCCUCACUGUGCGACAUCGGCUGUCGCACGGCCGUGAUUUAACGCGCCAUUAUGCCUCUGUUUUCGGAACACAUCGCGAAUAUGUAUUACGGUUCAUCAUCCCCUUAUACUGGAUUACCCUACAGUUAUAGCAGCAGUUCAGUUUCCCCCUUGGGAUCGUCUUACAGUGCUUCAUAUCUUAAUCCUGGAAGUAAUUACAGCAACCAUUCGUCUCUCGGUGGAUACUCUCGUGCACCAUUGUCAUCAAGAUGGAUUACCAGUUCAGGAAGAAACUACUCUCCUAUGCUCACAACUAUUACCGAAAGAGGAUCGGCUAGUCCUGUAAGGAUACAUAGCCCGAGAAGAAUACCAAUUUCAUCUAGAACGUACGGUACUCCCAACUAUACCCCGCGUCCCAUAAAUAUAAACACUGCCGAUAUCGAUGUUUCCAGAGAUAAAUACCGACAUAAAGUGGAAUCUACAAAAGAUCCUACACCUCCUAAGUCUGAGCCACAACAAGUAAAAGAGGAUUCACAUAUUGACAAUGAAAGUAGUCCGUUUAUGCCUAGGAUCGAUGGUAAACCAGAAACCGGAAUUGAUUCUUCACCAGGCAUUGAAAGGAGUACAAUUAAACGAGGAAGAACAGUGGUGAGACUUUAUACAAUUAAAAGAAAUUCUCCUCGUAAGCCUAAUGAGGAAGCAGAAGCUACAGAGGUCAAACCUGAUCAAGGUGCUGAACAAGAAGCCAAAGAAGAAACCACAACGGACGAAAAAGAUUUUAUGAAAUGGAGAGAAAAGCUUUCUGAUGACUUGGCCUACAAAGAUAAGAAAGAGAAAAAAACCUUGGGUGCCAAGCUUGUAGAAAAAUUUCAAGUGAAAGAUGAAAAAGACUCGGAAAUACCAAGGAAGUUGCAAAAGAAAGACAACUCACAAAGUUUACCCUCCACCACAGUACCCAAAACAACUUCAGUUGAAAAUGCUAGUUUAGAUCGAAGAUGUUCUAUGGAACUUUUGGCAGAACAAGCUAAUUUAUUAGAUUCGUUAAUUAGAAGUGAAAAUCUUAGUACUGCUACUUUGGAUUUGAGUAAAGUUGGUGUGACGGAAACAAAAAAUAAAGUCGAUAUUCUUGAAUCCAACAAACGACGAAGAACAGAUAACUUGCAGAACUCGCUCAAGACUACAAAAUCUGACCAUUCACUACAUAAUACUCUAAAUUCAUUUAAAGAUGUAAGAGAUUCUAAAAAUUUUCCAAAAAGACGGAGCAUUAAAAAGUCAUCUUCUAGCAGUAGUAUACGUAGAUUAGAUUCUAUAACUGAAUUUCCAAAAGAACAAACAAACAUAGACUUGCCUGCUAUUGAUGAAAGUAAAUUAUCAAUGAAAAAAGAAAGUGCAAAACCGAAACCUAAACCUAAGUUAAAAACAAAAAUUACAUCAUCUGUAGAAGUAAUUGAAUCUCCAAUGAGUCCGCUGAAAUUUAGAGUUGAAAAUGUGACAGUAGAAGAAAAACCACGAACACCAAAAAAGGAAAUCGUAUACAGCAGUGAAGUAGAAAUAAUACCUCAGACGUCAGAGACAAAUAAUAAUUUAACAGAUGUAAGUAAAGACAAAAGUAACAUAAAGAAUGUACUUGAAUCACCUGAGCCAGAUGAUGGCAAUUUUUGGAAUAAAAUAGGAAAAAGAGAAACUGUUUACUUAGCAAAAAGAAAACAAAACUUAACUGAAGCUAAAGAAAAACACUUAAGGUCCUUAUUUUGGUUCCCAGAAGAAGAAGAAAGUGAAGGGAAUGAAGACACCAAUGUUAAUAAUUUAAGUGAAACAGUUACAACUCCCAAUAGCAACUUACCCUUAAUUGACGUAAAUACAAAGGAAAAGGCAACCGAACAAAUUUCAAAGCCAUCAAUGCCAUUACCAAACAAAAAUGAGGAAAAUAUAAAAAAUAAAUUAGAUGUUGAAUCUAAUAAAGGUCUUUCCGACCAACUUAAAGAUGAACAGAAAAAACCAAACUUAAAAACGAAUGCAGAUUUGGAAAUGCAAAGCAAAUAUGAUUCCUUCAAUAAUAAUGUAAUUAAAGAAGAAAUUAUAGUAUCAACCAAUUCGGAUUUGAAAGAAGUGAAAGAAGAAAGUUCUAAGCCAGUACAAGAAUCUACUGUAGAAAAUAAUGAAAUAUUGUUGGAUAAUUUCAAACUACUCCAUGAACCUACGAUAGAGAGUAACGAAACACCAACCAAGAAAGAAUCAUCUGUUAAAAAUAUUGGAAAGAGUGCGUCACUGGAUGCCAUUGAUGAAAGCAAAAUAAAGAAACCUAGUGAAAAGAAAACAAAAUCUGAAAAAUCUAAAAAGUUACCUAAAAAGGAUACCAAAAAUGAGCUGAAAUCCCUUCAGACUGUUUUACCAAAACCACAGAACACAAAAACUGAUGUAAAAAUGCUCAAUCAGUCAGAAGAUGCCAAUUUAAAAAAUAAAACAGACACAGUACUAAACACGAUUAUUCAAACAGAAACUGCGCAAAAAUCAGUGAAUGACGAAAUCAACAUUGAAAUUAAAUCAGUCCAAUUGCCUGUGAAUGAGUCUGUAGAUCCAAAACCAAUAGAAAUAAAAAUGCAUACAAAUAUUACUCCACCAGUCGUAAUAGAAAAGGUAGAAACCAAAGUCGUGGAACCAAAUACUAAUAAAGCAGAGUUAAAAGUAAAUACAGAAAAAAUAUCAGAAUCUGUGAGUAAGACAGCAUCUGAAAACACUUCUCAGAUAGUGGACCUUAAAACUCCAGAUAUUAAGAUUAACGUAAAAGUUACCCAAGAAAGUUCAUCCAAGGUAGCAGACACUGUAUCAAAAGAUCAGAUUUCUAAUAAAUUAACAGACGGUAAUAAAACUAAAAAUAAAGAACCAUCAACAAGUAAGGUUCCUUGCACAUGCGCGUGUACGUGUUCGAAAAAUGCGGAAAAGGAAACUGAAAUUCCAAGUUCAAACAAAAACUUGAGAGCUCCUGCUAAGAGAUCUCCAGAAGCUAAGUCACAAGAAAUUAAGCCAAUAAAAAGUGAUGUACCUAAGAGUGAUAAGACUGAUGACAAACUGUCGGAAGUAAAUACCACGCCUCCGGUAAAUGAAGAAGCAUUGACCUUAUCAAGUAGUGAUGCGUCACUUACACCAGCUAACGUUCCUGAUACACCAAUAGUGUUAGAAUCACAAGACAUUCCAAAAGAAAAGAUUGAAGUGACAGUACAAACAGAACAAAAGACAGGAGAGGAAAAUAAGGCUGACAUUACAAAAAAAGACGAACAAGCAGAAACUUCCACGCAAGGUGUGGCUACUUUACCCGUUAUGCCAAAGAGGCCAGUGAAAGAAGAAAAAGCGUUAAGACCUUUAAUAGCAACUCCGCGUCCUUUGCAAAAGAAAGCCCCUCAAAUUAUCCAUUCGGACUCGUCGGAAUCUUCAUCAGAAGAAGAGUCCUCAGAUGAGGAUGACGAAGAUGAAUCGGAAGACAGUGAAGAAUCCGGAGAGUUCUACGAGUGUGAGAACAAUCCAGACGGAAGGACCUCUACCGGUUCAAAUGAUUCAGGCUUCGAUUCUUCAGCACCUGCGUCGCCAGCAACAUUUUCGCAAAUAAAGAAAGGUGGUGAGGCACCCGGGACCUCGUCGAGUGCUACUCCUGCAAGCACCAACAACACCGACAUCUUGGAACAGCAGCUUGAGCAAUCCACUGCGUAUGACAUAUUCAGGAAGACUGGCCGGUUCACUCCUCCGGCACGCACCAUACCCCGCUUCAGGAAGUACACCGUAGAAGACUUCCAAUUCAUAAAGGUCCUGGGCAAAGGCAGCUUUGGAAAAGUACUGUUGGCGGAACUCCGUGACACAGAAUACUACUACGCUGUGAAAUGUUUGAAAAAAGACGUUGUUUUAGAGGACGAUGACGUCGAGUGCACAUUGAUCGAGAGGAAAGUUCUCGCACUUGGCACAAAUCACCCCUACCUCUGCCAUUUAUUUGCUACUUUUCAGACGGAUUCUCACCUGUUCUUCGUAAUGGAGUACCUGAAUGGCGGAGACCUGAUGUUCCACAUUCAGCAGAGUGGGCGCUUCCCUGAAGCACGCGCGCGUUUUUACGCUGCGGAAAUUGUAUCGGGACUUAAAUUCUUGCACAAGAGAGGCAUUGUGUACAGGGACUUGAAACUGGACAACAUUCUUCUGGACUUUGAAGGUCACGUCCGUAUCGCAGACUUUGGUAUGUGCAAGCUGCAGAUCUACUUGGACAAGACCGCGGACACUUUCUGCGGCACCCCGGACUAUAUGGCGCCAGAGAUAAUAAAAGGCCUAAAAUAUAAUCAGACCGUAGACUGGUGGUCAUUUGGCGUACUUCUGUACGAGAUGCUGAUUGGUCAGAGUCCGUUCAGUGGCUGCGACGAAGAUGAGCUGUUUUGGUCCAUUUGCAAUGAGAUGCCGUCCUAUCCGCGCUUCCUCUCACAUGAAGCACUCACCAUAUUGACUAGGUUAUUGGACAAGGAUGCACGGACCAGACUGGGCGGCACCGAAUGCAUGCACGGAGACAUCAGGGACCAGGACUUCUUCCACGCCAUCCACUGGGACAGACUCGAGAGACGCGAACUGGAGACACCUUUUAGACCACGAGUGCGACAUCCAAUGGACACCCAAUACUUCGACAAAGCGUUCACGGGUGAGCGACCUCGCCUCACCGCGGUAGAACCCCACGUACUGCGCUCCAUGGACCAAGAACCUUUCAGAGGUUUCUCCUACACCAACCCCAACACGACGGACCGCUAAACUCAACUCU
Spodoptera litura is the source of this 4949-nucleotide messenger RNA. RefSeq names its product Protein kinase C delta (gene Pkcdelta). Gene Ontology annotation, biological process: protein phosphorylation. NCBI's taxonomy places the organism in Eukaryota, Metazoa, Arthropoda, Insecta, Lepidoptera, Noctuidae. Gene Ontology annotation, molecular function: diacylglycerol-dependent serine/threonine kinase activity; ATP binding. The record is from RefSeq and is a predicted model, not a curated record.